AUGUCGUUGUUAUUGUCUGGGUUUGCCCGCGCAGGGGCCCCCCUGAAAGCUGCAAAGACCCUGGGGGCCCUUGGGGCCUCUGUGAGGCCCUUCGGGAGCUACCAGGGCCAGAAAGUGACUUCUGAUCAGCUGCUGAAGAAGAACGACGAGUGGCUCAUCGAGGAAACCAACUUCUGCCUUGGACGCGUGGUUCCGGUGCGUUUCAAAGAAACCGACGACCUCGCGCACCGCGUGCUGCACCUCAUGGACGCGCAGCUGGGCAAAAUGCACACGAGGCUCCGCGACGGGACUUGCAUUCCCGUGAUGGGCCUUUACAUUCCCUGCAUCAUGGACAAACCCACGCCCCUCCACCAGUGCCUCGAAACGCCGCUUUUGAAGUACACCUGGGACGAGACGUACACUGAGGCGUUUGACAACUGA
This is a messenger RNA of Eimeria tenella, 420 nucleotides long. RefSeq lists its product as uncharacterized. Bases 1 to 420 code for a protein of 139 amino acids. The transcript is spliced from 3 exons. Lineage: Eukaryota; Apicomplexa; Conoidasida; Eucoccidiorida; Eimeriidae. The record is from RefSeq and is a predicted model, not a curated record.